Messenger RNA from Loxodonta africana (African savanna elephant), 8611 nucleotides. It is a transcript of the gene MED17, whose product is annotated as mediator complex subunit 17. Lineage: Eukaryota; Metazoa; Chordata; Mammalia; Proboscidea; Elephantidae. Bases 155 to 2110 code for a protein of 651 amino acids. Gene Ontology annotation, cellular component: core mediator complex; mediator complex. The record is from RefSeq and is a predicted model, not a curated record. Gene Ontology annotation, biological process: regulation of transcription by RNA polymerase II. The transcript is spliced from 12 exons. Gene Ontology annotation, molecular function: transcription coregulator activity.
GUCCCUGGCCCUCCGCUUUGUUUCCGGCCCGACAGCUGAGUUUCUGCUCCCAGGCCCCCAGGUUCCUGGUUCCCGGCUCCUGGCGUAGGCGCCUCUGACUCCACCGCGGUUUUUACCUCGCGCGGGACUCCUUUCGCUGCACGCCGCCGCCAGCAUGUCUGGGGUUCGCGCUGUGCGGAUCAGCAUCGAGUCGGCCUGCGAAAAGCAGGUCCAGGAGGUGGGCCUGGAUGGCACUGAGACCUAUCUGCAGCCGCUGUCCAUGUCGCAGAACCUGGCGCGUCUGGCCCAGCGAAUCGAUUUCAGUCAGGGUUCCGGCUCCGAGGAGGAGGAGGCGGCGGGCGCCGAGGGCGACGCGCAAGACUGGGCGGGCGCCGGGUCCAGCGCGGACCAGGACGAGGAGGAAGGGUUGGUAAAAUUUCAGCCUUCCCUUUGGCCUUGGGACUCAGUGAGGAACAAUCUGAGGAGCGCCCUGACAGAGAUGUGCGUCCUCUAUGACGUUCUCAGCAUCGUAAGGGAUAAAAAGUUCAUGACACUUGACCCUGUUUCUCAGGAUGCACUUCCUCCAAAACAGAACCCUCAGACAUUACAACUGAUAUCUAAAAAGAAGUCACUUGCUGGAGCAGCGCAAAUCCUAUUAAAGGGGGCAGAAAGAUUAACUAAAUCAGUUACUGAAAAUCAAGAAAAUAAGCUACAAAGAGACUUCAACUCUGAGCUUUUGCGAUUAAGGCAACACUGGAAACUCAGAAAAGUUGGAGAUAAAAUUCUUGGAGAUCUGAGCUACAGAAGUGCAGGAUCUCUCUUUCCCCAUCAUGGUACAUUUGAAGUAAUAAAGAAUACAGAUAUUGAUCUGGAUAAGAAAAUACCAGAAGAUUACUGUCCCCUUGAUGUCCAAAUUCCUAGUGAUUUAGAGGGAUCUGCAUAUAUCAAGGUUUCAAUUCAAAAACAGGCUCCAGACAUAGGUGACCUUGGCACAGUUAACCUCUUCAAACGACCUUUGCCCAAGUCCAAACCAGGUUCCCCACAUUGGCAGACGAAAUUAGAAGCAGCACAAAAUGUUCUCUUGUGUAAAGAAAUUUUUGCACAGCUCUCUCGGGAAGCUGUUCAAAUUAAAUCACAGAUCCCUCACAUUGUGGUGAAAAACCAGAUUAUCUCUCAGCCCUUUCCAGGCUUACAGUUAUCUAUUUCUUUGUGUCAUUCCUCAAAUGAUAAGAAAUCCCAAAAAUCUGCUACUGAGAAGCAAAGUCCAGAGGACCAUCUUUAUGUUCUAGAACAUAAUUUGCAUUUACUGAUUAGAGAGUUUCAUAAACAGACCUUGAGUUCCGUCAUGAUGCCUCAUCCAGCAAGUGCACCUUUUGGCCACAAGAGAAUGAGACUUUCAGGGCCUCAAGCUUUUGAUAAAAAUGAAAUUAAUUCAUUACAGUCCAGUGAAGGGCUUCUGGAAAAAAUAAUUAAACAAGCUAAGCAUAUUUUUCUGAGGAGUAGAACCGCCGCAACCAUUGACAGCUUAGCAAGUCGCAUCGAGGAUCCUCAGAUACAGGCUCAUUGGUCAAACAUUAAUGAUGUUUCUGAAUCUAGUGUGAAAGUUUUAAUCACAUCACAAGGUUAUGAACAAAUAUGCAAGUCUAUUCAGCUGCAAUUAAAUAUUGGAGUUGAGCAGAUCCGCGUGGUACACAGAGAUGGAAGAGUAAUUACACUGUCUCAUCAGGAGCAGGAGCUACAGGAUUUUCUUCUGUCUCAGAUGUCACAGCAUCAGGUGCACGCGGUUCAGCAGCUAGCCAAGGUGAUGGGAUGGCAAGUACUGAGCUUCAGUAAUCACGUAGGACUGGGGCCCAUAGAGAGUAUUGGCAAUGCCUCCGCCAUAACAGUAGCCUCCCCAAGUGGUGACUAUGCCAUUUCAGUUCGUAAUGGCCCUGAAAGUGGCAGCAAGGUCCUGGUUCAAUUUCCCCGUAAUCAGUGUAAAGACCUCCCCAAAAGUGAUGUUUUACAAGAUAGCAAGUGGAAUCAUCUUCGUGGACCUUUCAGAGAAGUUCAGUGGAAUAAAAUGGAAGGUCGAAACUUUGUUUAUAAAAUGGAGCUGCUCAUGUCUGCACUUAGCCCUUGUCUACUAUGAUUUUUUCCAGAGCAGUUAGAAACUUUGACUUGAGAUGUUUGCAGCAUCAACUAGAAGCACAAGGAAGAGAACCCUUCCAAAGGAGUAUUGUUUUUAAAAAUGAUAACUAGCAAAUAUUUACCUAGCAUUUUGAAAUCUUUCACUUUAUAAGUGACAAGUGCUUUGAAAUGCUGGUAUAUGUACAGUUACAGUGUAUGGAGAGAGGUAAAAUGAUACAUUUUUGUGUGUGUAUGCAGUUAGUCUGAACAUUUUACUAACUCAUGUCUUUGAAUUUGCUUUUUCAAAUAUUUGUUCUUUGAUGUUGACAUCGAACAAAGUUAAGUGAUUAAAAAUCUCCAAAUACUUUCUGAACUCUUAAUUAUCCAAAUGAAUUGUGUCCUUAACUGACUGGUCUCAUUCUACUUACUGUUUGUGAAAGGAAUUGCUUGGGAACAUUUAAAAAGCCUUUAUGACCCAGCUUUCUUACAGGAAUUUACUUAGACUGAGACCUUUUCCGUGAAAUGCAACAAAGUACAUGCCAACACAGGCACCUUCUGUACCAGAGCUAUAAAAGUGUGCUCCUGUAUUAGUAAUGAAUUACCUCUUUCUCCAGUUGUCUUUUUUAUGCAUGCCUGACUCGACUUCUCAGCAAUGGGUUUGGUUUUUUUGGUUUGAGACUAGCCAAGAUAGAUGCUUUGAGAACUUCACAAAAAGUACCCUUUGAAGGUAUGUAUAGUUGAGAAGUAGGCAGUUGUAUCUGUAGGGCUUUCUUGUGUCCCUUUUUGACCUGUUCUCCCACUUUAAAGACCCCACUCUCCUUGAGUCACUCAGUGCAUGCUCAUUUGUAGCUCUCCUCUGGGGUUUUCUUUUCCAGCCUCCACCCAGUGCCUGGGAGUGCUGCUUACAAUUGAAGUCUUUGGUCCUAUUCUUACUCCAUGAGCUCUCUGCUUUUUCAAAGGGAAAGUAACUAGUGGAUUAAUGGAUUAUCUUUUCCCAGUAACAUGUUGGGACUUCAUGGAAAUAGUGCCCCAGUCCUAAAGUGUGCCUGAGGAAUUUCUGAAUUUCUUUAGUGAGUGGUAGAUUUAAUCUUACGAGCCUUUUGGUACCACUGAAAAUUUUAUUAUAUGGGGCUCUCUGAUUAUGAGUAAGGCCUUCAUUUUUAAAAUAGGCAUUCUAUUUUAUUAAUUCAUAAGAUCAGUAUGUGAGGUAAUUUUUUUUUUAAAGUGCCUCUUUAUUUUUUUCCUCUUUUUUUUUUUCUUUAAAAGAAAAACAGCUUGUAGGCAAUGAAAUACCUAACACCUUUGUUGAACUAUGUUUUUCCUCCUUCUGAUCAAGGUACUGCAUCUUUCUAUCCAUGGGAAUUAAAGGAAGUGGCAUGCUUGGGCAACUAAUCAUUAUUUAAAAAUCUUUAGUGCUUCAGAAAUUAUGAUGGCUUACAACAUUUGCCUUGGCUAAUUUACUAGGCUAAUCUGUACAAUGGAAACUGUGGUGCCACAGUGGUUAAGAGCCACAGCUGCUAACCAAAAGGUCAGCAGUUCGAAUCUACUAGGUACUCCUUGGAAACCCGAUGGGGCAGUUCUACUCUGUCCUAUAGAGUCUCUAUGAGGCGGAACCUUCGGCAACAAGUUUUUUUUUUUUUUUUUAAUCUGUACAAUUCUAUUCAAAUAAGGUCUUUUAAUAGCUUUCAAAGGUUCACAUUGUAGUGUACUAUAUCCCAAACUUAGUGAAGGAUCAAUUUUUGUUUUUUAAAAUUUCCAUCCACUACAGAUUGAUAACUUUGAUAAAAUACAGUUGCGAUGUGAUAGAUCACUUUUAUAUGGUCUUUCUUUCCAUGGUCUUAUAACUCCCACCAAACGACUGUGUGAGGCUGUGCCAAUGAGGUGCUUGUGGCCCACCAAGGGGAUUGGAUAACUUGUGAAUAAUGGAAAUAAGGUACAUGGCACCCUUGUUGGGUGGGACCAUGCAGAUAAGGUAUAUGGAGCCUAAUGAGGGGAUUGGUCAGUUUUGCCAUCCCACUAGGCUUAAAAUGAGCUAUCCUAGAGGUGGAAAGGGGGGUUCUCACUACCACCAAGAAGAAGAGAUGAGCAGAGUUGUACCCUUUGGAUCCAGAGUCCCUGUACUGAGAACCUCUUAGACCCAUGAGACAGAGAGAGAGAGCUGUAACGCCAGAGACAAGAUGCCAAGAAGUGGCAGCAGAGAAACAGGGGCAGCAGAACCAAGAAACUGACACGAGACAGCGUAGUGGGCCUCCUGGUCCAGAGAACAAGGCAGUUAAAGUGGAUGUGCCAACCCACAGAGCGAGAGAGCUGAGUGCCUUCGAGCUGCAGCCUACAGGUGGAGUAAGGUGCCUCUGGGCACUUAUUGGCAGAGCUAAAGAGCUUUGUAACACCUGCCUAAGCAGGGCAGAGGCCAGGCUCAGGGCCCAAAGGCCUGAGAGAGGCCUGUCUGCAGGCACAGCUAAGAAAAGGCUGUCCUGAUCAAAAAAUGAGUCAUUCUUAAUCCUGAAUUGUAACCUGUUACUUCCCUAAUAAAUCCCAUAACUAACGGUGAGUAUGGUCUGUGAGUUCUGUGUGGCCAUUGCAAUGAAUUAUCGAACCUAGCAGAGAAGUUAGAGUGUGCAGUGGGAGGGACGGCCAGUGUCAGCACUGGUAAAAAGGUUGGAGUGCGGAGGCACGUCUGACCUCCACCUCACAGACGUCAGCCUUGGGUUGGUGAUGCUGAUAACGACUCUCCUCACCCCUUGUGAAGUUAGAGGACAAGGGCUACCACUGCCACCACGCCAUUUCUACAAUAAAAAUGAAUUUAAAAAGUGAAAUUUGUAAACAGAUACAAAACAUAUCCCUUUUAUUUCAUUUAAUAGAUACAAAAUUACUGUCAAAUUGAUAUAAAAAUUCUGAAUCUUUUCUCUUUCUAUGCGUAUCUGUGGACCAGUAACAGUUCACGAACCAGGACCGCCCUUUGAGUAGCACUGUUGGUAAGACGUGCACCUGGUCUUUUUCCCUGGGGUAGCUGACCAUGGUCAUGAUCUGCAUUUCCUUCAUGUCUUCCUUUCUUCUGAUUUUAAAGUCAUUGCUUAGUGACUAGCCAUUAACCACUUAUAAAAUAGCAGAAACUAAAGCAGGGCUUCGAACUAGUUCAUUCCUGCUCUGACCCACUGCUGAGAAUUUGCAAUUUCCACCCCAGCUGUACUGAAUCAGAAUCUACAUUUUAACAAAAGCUCCUAGUGAUUUCUUACGUAUACCUGGGUGUCUUGUUAAAACGUAGACUCUGAUUCAGAACACCUGGGGUGGAAAUGCAACUUCUCAGCAGGGGGUCGGAGCAGAAUGAACCAGUUUGAAGCCCUGAACUAAAACAAGUGUGGGGGAGAUAAGGGAGCUUAGUUGCUGUGCCAGCAGCUCUUGUGCCUUAUGGUUUAUUUACCUUUUCUACUUACCAUAUCAACCUGAAUUACCUGGAGUUGGGAGCAUGUGCUGUGGAUCUUGGGAAACAAGUUGGAGAAAAUCAGUUUGUCCCCCUUACAAGUAUUUAAUUAUCAGCAAAAAAGCUGGGUUUGAAUGUUGACUGUCCAUGAGCUUGCGAGGUUACCCCUCUCUGGACCUGUUUCCUUAUGUAUAAAAAGGCGACCAGGAUGCCUCCUCUGUUAACUUCAAGGGUGUUUCAGAGGUUUCGAUAUGGUUGGUGACACGUGUUAAAAUCUAAAAUGCUAUGUAAAUAUAAAGCAUUAAGCAACUGUUUUCUAAGGGUCUAGCCAAUUAUAAGUUAGGAAAAUCGUUACGACUCUAGCUUUAUUUUUUUAUUAAGAGAAAGCCUUUCAGGAUGUCCUGUGUUUUUCAAAUGUGACAGAUGUUUUGUAUGUGGUGGAGACAGUGAGUGCUGUUGUGGGUAUGAAGAUUUUAACUUUUGCCAGUUUAUUUUUAAGGCCACGCCCUCUCAUAAUCUUCCUGAUUGUCUUUAAACUUCCCUGCUCCUGUUCCUCAUUUAUGACCUACACCCUUGCGGCUAAAGCCAUGUUGAAUCUCACUGUAGCAUGGAAACUUCUUCCCAAGUCUUACUGAUUUUCCAAGCCUUAUUGAUGGCCAGUCACAACUGAAAAACUCCAUCUUUUUAGGUAGCACCAUGGUGCAAGCACUACUCAGAAAGCAGUGACCAUAGCUUCAGCGUUCUGCAGUUUGCUUUUACCUAUUUCCAAGUCCACUUCUAGAAGUUUAUCAUAUAGAAAUACUUGCACUGACUCAUAAAAUGACCGAGAUCCAGUGCUGUGGAGUCGAUUCUGACUCAUAGUGACCCUAGAGGACAGAGUAGAAUUGCCCCAUAGGAUUUCCAAGGAGCAGCUGGUGGAUUCGAAAUGCCAACCUUCUGCAAGCAGCCGUAGCUCUUAACCACUGUGCCACCAGGGCUCCAAGGAUCAUUAAAGCAGUCUGUAAAAGUAAAAAAUUGAGACCAAUCCAAAUGUUCUUCAGUAGGAGAAUGGCUAAAUAAAUUAUGCUAGGACCCCCGGGUUCAGGUGCUUAUUUGUAUUUCUCUGAAUGACUGAGGACUUUUUCUACUCCCACUCUUCUGGCCCCCCUUGCUUAGGAACCAGAACAGCUUCCAUGUUAUACUGUCUUCAUUUCCCUAUUUACCAGUCGUGAAUGAGCCUCUUGCUGUUAUAGAAACAUUUGUUAUAUUACAACAGACUGUAUUUGGCUUGAAACUUGAUAGAUGAGGGAGAAGUUUGAGAUACAAAAGUAACAUACAAUCUGAAAAACUGAUAAUUUAGUGAGUAUGCCAGAGAGAUGAAGCCAAUGGCAGAAUCUUUAAGCGCCCCCAAUCUGGGCCUCUUGAGACCAAACAGACGUAAUAGAGAUGUGUGAUGUGUUUGGUAUUUGACGAAGCCUCACUCUAAAGCUUCACCAUCAGAUUUCUUUGCUGGAACACCAUCAAAUCAAUGUGAUACCCCUGGUUAUCUCAUUAAUCACGAAUUUUAAAUUGUCAUUUAUGCAUUGUUGACGAAUGAAAACAACUGAUUAUUUAAUAAAUUCAUUUUGUUUAAUAGGAAAAAACCUUUUUAAAACAUGAGGUACCUAAGGAAAAUACUAAGACAGAAGUGCCUGAACAACCACUGGUCUGUUGCAACAUAGGGAUUUAACCUACCUGUUUGUUCACUUUGUAGGAGCAAAUCUAAACCUAAAACUUUGGACUAGCAAUGCACUCUCCUUCUGUCAUGGAUUGAAUUGUGUCUCCAAAAAAUAUCUGUUGACUUGGCUAGUCCAUGAUUCCCAGUAUUGUAUGAUUGUCCACCAUUUUGUCAUCUGAUGUGAUUUUCCUAUGUGUUGUAAAUCCUACCUCUAUGAUAUUAAUGAGGUGGGAUUAGUGGCAGUUAUAUUAAUGAGAAGAACUCAAUCUAUAAGAUUAGAUUGUGUUUUAAGCCAAUCUCCUUUGAGAUAUAAGAGAGAAGUGAGCAGAGAAAUGUGGGGACUUCAUACCACCAAGAAACAAGAGCCAGGAGAAUAGCAUGUCCUUUGGACCUGCAGUCCCAGCACUGAGAAGUUCUUGGACCAGGGAGGAUUGAUGACAAGGACCUUCCCCCAGCGCUGACAGAGAAAGCCUUCCUCUAGAGCGGGCACACUGAAUUUGGACUUCUAGACUCCUAGACUGUGAGAGAAUAAAGCUGUCCACUUGUAUUUUUGUUAUAGCAGUACUAGAUAACUAAUUCACCAUCCCACCCCAAAACAUUCAAUAUCUGAUGAACUUUACAUAAAAGCUUGAUGUGCCAAACCUGCCAAUAUUCUUACAAUUCCUGAAUCCUCUGAAAGAGGAAGAGAUUCUUAGGAGAAAGAGCUGAACGCAUUAGCUCAUAACAGGAGUAAGCCCUUGGUUGAGAGCCAGUCUGGUGGAAUACAAAGUUUGCCCAAGGCUUUUAUUUAUGUGUGUCACUUGGAAUAAAAAGUCAUUUUUUAGCAAACAAUAAUGUAUCCAUGCUAUGGAUUGCAUCGUACAGGCAUUUUAAGAAAAGUGAAGAAUAGAGACACGAAAUAAUGCCCAAGAUACAUUAGGGGAAAAAAGCAAAUUGUAGGAUAAUAUGUGUAAUAGAAUUCCAUUUGCCUAAAAAGAAAAUAGGUUAAAUAGUUGUGGUGUAUGUAUAGACAGAUAUGUUCAUAUAUGCAUAAAAGUCAAAUUUAACCACUGGGGAUGAAAGGAAAACUUUCACUAACUUUUACUUUAUAUAUAGAGUUAAGAAUCAUUUGAAUUUUACAGAAGGAUUGAUCACUUUUGUAAUUAAAACCAACCCAAAAGACCCAUCUAAUAUUCAGAAGGCAAUGGAAAUAGCGACCUCAGGAACUAUGUUCUCCAGAAUUGGAGAAGCUGACAGCUGGAACGGUUCAGGUGCACAGAGAGGCACCCAUAAUACCAUUGCGGUAUGGUGGAUUCCGACUCAUAAUGAGCCUAUAGGACAGAGUAGAACUGCCCCAUAGAGAUUCCAAGGCUGUAAUCUUUGUGGAAGCGACACAUCUUUCUCCAGCCCUGACUGAAAAGAAUCAC